Molecule: messenger RNA, 3728 nt
Organism: Cyprinodon tularosa
Lineage: Eukaryota; Metazoa; Chordata; Actinopteri; Cyprinodontiformes; Cyprinodontidae
Gene: f2r
Product: coagulation factor II (thrombin) receptor
Exons: 2
Coding region: 222-1493 (423 amino acids)
Biological process (GO): positive regulation of blood coagulation; blood coagulation; phospholipase C-activating G protein-coupled receptor signaling pathway
Cellular component (GO): membrane
Molecular function (GO): thrombin-activated receptor activity
Source: RefSeq, a predicted model, not a curated record
AAAUAUAAAUUUCUGGAGAAAAAAAAACAUUUGAAGCUGUCAGUUUCAGUGAUCAUUCAUUUUCUCAGUAAAGAGGAGGUCCACAGGGCCGAGAGGCGGGGUGUGUCCUCAAUGCUCAAAUUUUCUGAAUAUCUGCAGACAAAAACAGCUCAGAAACUGAAUUCUGACAAACCGAUAAUUUUAGUCCAGCCAUCAAUUAUUGGAGGAUCUACAGCAACAGGAUGUUUCCUCAAGCUUUCAGCUUGCUUGUUUUUGCUUUAAGUCAAAGCUCAGUAUACUGCACAGAAAAUGGCUCUGUGUUGCUUCCUCUGACUUUCUCUGGUCGCUUCGUUCUGGUAACUGAAGAACCUGUGGACUACAUUGACCUGUCCGCAUUGGACAGCGAUGACAAUGGCUCAGGUUUUGAGGCCGAACAGAAAGUGGUGAAAAAACACGGCCACCACCAGCAAAAGCUCUACGUUGUCUCCGAGCAGGCAAAGGAGUUUCUCCAGGGUCGCCUUUCAACAAGCUUUGUCCCAACAGUUUACACCCUGGUCUUCAUCAUCAGCGUGCCUCUCAACCUUCUAGCCAUGGUGAUGUUUGUCCACCGCAUCCAGCCAAGGAAGCCUGCAGUGAUCUACAUGCUGAACCUGGCCUGUGCUGACCUUCUGUUCAGUCUUUUCCUUCCAUUUAAAAUUGCAUACCAUUACCAUGGCAACAAUUGGAUCUAUGGGGCUUUCCUGUGCAGGAUUGUCACAGCAGCUUUUCAUUGCAACAUGUACUGCUCAGUGCUGCUCGUCAUGUGCAUCAGCGUGGACCGUUUCCUUGCUGUGGUUUACCCCAUGAACUCCCUGACAUGGCGGAGCCCUCAGACUGCUGCAGCCAUCUGUGCAGCCAUGUGGCUCCUAUCCCUGGGAGGAGUGUUCCCCCUCCUGCUCUCUGGACAGACGCUACAUUUAUCAGACCUUGGAAUUACUACUUGUCAUGAUGUGCAGGCUGUAGAGACCCUACAAUCUUAUUAUCUCUACUUCUUCCCCAUAUACUCUUCCAUCUUCUUCUUCAUACCUCUUGUCUUUACUAUUGUCUGCUAUGUUCGAAUCAUUCAGGCUUUAGCAGCAGCCAAUGUGGAGAACCGCUCCAAGAAGACUCGGGCUAUAGUGAUGGCUGUGGUGGUGCUGCUUGUGUUUGUGGUCUGCUUCACUCCUACGAACAUCAUCCUGAUGUUUCACUAUGUUUAUAUUAGCCACUCAUCCAGUGAUCAUUCCUACCAGGCCUACCUGUUGUCUUUGUGUAUAGGCAGCCUCAGCUGCUGCCUGGAUCCACUCCUGUACUAUUAUGGCUCCUCUCAGUGCCAGAAGCAGAUGGCGGCAAUUUUUAGGUGCAACCAACUUCCACCAGCAGAGAGCAGCUUGGACACACGCAGUACCCAUAGGAGUGGAUCAAGCAGCAGGUCCUGUAAGAUGGAAAGGAUGCAUACUGUCCUUGGAAGCCAGUACAACAAGCUAGUGGCUUAGGCUAAUACAUGAUAAGAGGCUGUCUCCUAAAGUAAUGCAAACUUUCCCAUAAUGUCUCACAGAAUAAUUUUACCCCCUCUUAGGCUUUUCCACUUUUAACAUGUUUUUCCACUAAAUGUAAUUUAUUGUAAUGGUUUUUCAUAAAAUACUCAUGUUAGAUGGUGCAUGGUUUGGGAACAGGAUGGAAAAGACUAUGUGGCUUUCUCUUUGAAAGGACAAAUAGCUGUAAUGUAAAAUGCAUUUCUAUUUGGCCUUCUUUUGAAAACCAUAAUUUUACUGCAAUUAAUGCUACAACUCUCAAUUAUAGAGCUCAUAGACUUGCCAUUUCUCAUCUAUGAGCUUCAGUCACAUCCUAUUCCUAGUCCAAAACUUCCAUGUGAUGUAGGUCAUUGCAGCUCUUAUACUGUAGCUGCAGCUCUUCUGGGAAAGCUGUCCACAUGGUUAAACAUGUUUGUGGGAAUGUUUGUGCAUUUGUCCUGUCAAAGACUGAUGCAGCAUAUGAAGGCCUGGCUCUCAGUCUACUCUAAUGCAUCCAAAUGGUUUUCAUGUUGAAAGUCUGCAAUCCCAUCAACACCAAACUCUCAUGACUUUUGGACCUUACUGAGAGCACAAGCGGAAAGUCAUGUUUCUAAAGUCAGUAGGUCCUCUCUAAACUGGUUUGCUGAGGCAGAUGUUCUUUUACCGGGACUAAGCAUCCAAAUAUUUGGAUAUUUAUUUGGAUGGUUGAGAAACUACUGGCUUAAUAAUAUAGUUAUGUCUCUUAACAGUUUAAUGUGAAAACACUGAAAUUUUAUUCAUUCUUUGCAGAACAGCUCAAGCUACCUUAGAAUGGAUAAAUUAAACUUUGUGUCAAAUUUGACUCCAGCUUUAAUCUUUUAUCACCUCUUACAUUUCCUCUGUCAGGGUUGACCUCUGUCUGCCUCCAUCCAUCCUCUCAUUAAUGUUUACUAGCUUCCGUCUUUAAUGAAGAAAAGCCUCCCCACACAGUGCUGCCACCAACCUGUUCCACCAUGGGGAUGUUGUUUUUCCACACUGUGGAUUGUAUUUUUAUUAUUGUAGCAAACUGCAAUAUGGGACUAUUCAGGCCAAAGUAGCAGCAUAAAUGAUAGAUGACAGAGCCUAAGCCUCUCUGCUUAUUCUUUAAAUCUCAUCUUGUCUUGUCUUUCAUUUGCCAAUUCAGGCGUGGAGUUCCUAACCUUUAACAGUCUUGAAUGUUGGAUUGAUCCCUGCAGUUCAUAGAGAAGGUGUGCUCUAUGAAAACAAUACAAAAGGAGGACUCUAAUAGGAUUUUUAAUGAAGGAUAUUGGCUGGAUUAUGCUUUGAUUUGAUAUCAGUAAAGAGGAAUGAACACACACUGCACCCUUUCAUGGUUUAUUUAACAUAACAUAAAAUGGGAGGAAAUUUGUGCCAGUAAUGUGACAAAAUGCAGAAAAGUAAUGAUAGUGCUUAGAUUUGACCAAAACAAAUCUUGCUUUUGGUUUUUGUUCGUGCACUGCACCCACCUUAUAACUAAACCUUGAAUGUAUUCUCUUUUAUACUCUUUCAUUGAAUCAGAAGAAGCAUCCACAUAUUUAAUCCAGCAUAUAUUACAGAUUUGUAGGUUAGAUUCUAGUCCUAAUCGGUUUAAAGACAAAAUAUUUCAAUGAACGUUCUCAAAAUAUGUAAGCAAGAUAAACCAAGCAAGCAAAAAUCAUUUGAAUUAUUAAUUUAGCAGGUAUUUUCUCACUGUCUAAACUGUAUGAUCAACAUAUGCAAAAACAAUGUGCAUGCUGUUUAUUCAUUCUUCACUUUUUAUUUUUAAAAUGAUACUGACGCUUUAAAACAAUAUUUAGACUUAACCACACCAAAGUUUCUCUUCUGGGACAAAUUUGCUGAUUCAUGGUUCAGGGGAAGUUGACACGACUUCAUCAUUUGUACAUGACAGCUGGUCUAAUGUGUGCCAUCACAGAAUAGAAAUGUUCACCUUCAGAUAAGUCAUGGAAGCAUGUUAAAGGAGUUCUUUUUAAACAGUUUGGAGUCUCCCAGUGGAAAUCUGUAAAGAAAAUGCUGGCUUCAGUCAAAGAUAAAAUUGUGCGUAUGGUUUCAAGUGGCACAUAAGGUUUCAUUGACUAUCUUUUAUUGCUGCUCAGUCUUUUGUCUCUUUGUUGUUAGGACACAGUUCUGUAAAACAUAAAGAUAAAUCCUGUGAGAAGAUGCAAACAACUUUACCAAAUAAACAAUACAGUUAAGAAUAAA